This is a messenger RNA of Styela clava, 590 nucleotides long. Its product is annotated as guanosine-3',5'-bis(diphosphate) 3'-pyrophosphohydrolase MESH1-like. Gene Ontology annotation, molecular function: guanosine-3',5'-bis(diphosphate) 3'-diphosphatase activity. The record is from RefSeq and is a predicted model, not a curated record. Lineage: Eukaryota; Metazoa; Chordata; Ascidiacea; Stolidobranchia; Styelidae.
GCUGACAUUGAAACCAGGAAGUGUUAUUUGAAAUGGAUUUAGCUGUGCUUGUAAAAACGGCAAACUUUGCCGCUAAGAAACACAAAGACCAACGUAGGAAAGAUGUUUCAAAAACACCUUAUAUCAAUCAUCCAAUAGGGGUUGCAAACAUUCUUUCUGAAGAGGGAUGCAUUACAGAACUUGAAGUUUUACAAGGAGCAUUGCUCCAUGAUACUGUGGAGGAUACAGAUACAACAUUAGAUGAAAUAGAAGAAAUAUUCGGCAAAACAGUAAGAGACAUUGUAACAGAGGUGACCGACGACAAAUCCUUGGCAAAGCAAGAAAGAAAACGCCUUCAGGUUGUGAAUGCACCACAUAAAUCGAGACAAGCUAAACUUGUAAAAUUGGCAGACAAACUCUACAAUCUCAGGGAUUUAUGUCGAGAAACACCAGAAGGUUGGACUGCUGAGAGAGUGCAGGAAUAUUUUGAGUGGGCAUACCAGGUUGUAUCUGGACUGCGAGGCACCAAUGAAGCUUUGGAAAAACAACUUGAUGAAAUUUUUAUAUCAAAGGGUGUUCAUAAAGGAUAAAGUAGAUUGCACACAUAGAAA